Molecule: messenger RNA, 1338 nt
Organism: Exophiala bonariae
Lineage: Eukaryota; Fungi; Ascomycota; Eurotiomycetes; Chaetothyriales; Herpotrichiellaceae
Exons: 3
Coding region: 1-1338 (445 amino acids)
Source: RefSeq, a predicted model, not a curated record
AUGCCAGAAAAGCGAGCACUCCAAUUUUUCUACCAGCGAACCAGCUCACAGCUUUCUGGUUUCUACAGUUGCGAGUUCUGGAACACUGGUGUUCUCCAGAUUGCAAGUUGGGAUGAUGGUAUCCGUCACGGUCUGGUUGCUCUUGCGUCAUUGCACGAAGAGUACGAAAUGGAAGGGGCCAUAUCUCUUCCGAGUUCGGCCAAUAGUUUUGCCUUGGUCCAGUAUAAUUUGGCGAUCCGUCAACAUCUUGAGAGGGUACAGGAUCUUGACCUCUCGGGGAACGUGGAGGUAUUCGUCGCGCCGUGCUUGAUAUUUAUCUGCAUUGAAAUGAUGCGUGGCCGUUUCGGAUCAGUCCUAUUCCUUGUGAAGAAGGUGCUUGAUAUAUUUGAUGAAUUCUUGUCCGGCGCUCCAACCUCUGUCACUCGGUCAUCGCAAGUGCUGCUAGAAGCUUUCGAAACCCAGCUGCGAAGACUUGAAGCGCAAGCUGUUGGAUUGGUUGGACCUAUGGCUUGGGGCAAUCGAUCCCGACCUCAAAUAAAAACGAGCAGGUCCAGGAUCCCUGAGUCCUUCCCAUCUGUCAUGGAAGCGCGUGACAGUCUCGAGUUCUACCGUCAUACCUAUACCAUAUCUCAGACCUCGUCCAACAACAAUAACAACAACCAUGGCGCCGCAAAUCGUCAGAUUGGUGGUCAUGAUGAGGUGGGAUUAUACCUCAACGUUUUCGACCGGUGGUCUACUGCAUUCAGAAGUAUGAACAUUACGCUGUCUGAAAGUAUGACGGAUCAAGACAAGUAUGCGAGCCAAGUUCUUGAGAUACAUCGACUUGGCCUUCAAUCGUCGCUAGAUCUUUUGUCAAAACGCCCUGAGAUUGAUAAUCAAAUGCUGUGGGAUGAUUAUACCGACUCCUUCGACAAUGCUGUAAGCAUUGCAGAGUCACUACUUCAGAAGUCUUCGGCACAAUCUGUUGAGCCUUCAACACGAAAGCGACCAUUUUUCACACUUGACAUCGGUGUUGUGGGACCAUUAUACGAGAUCGCGCAUCGUUGUCGUGAUCCAUUUGUUCGAAGGAGAGCAAUUCACCUGCUCUAUACCUAUCCUCGUCAGGAAGGCAUGUGGGACAGUUUACUUGCUGCUCGUGUGGCGGAGAGAGUUGUGGCAAUUGAGGAGGGUGGCCUUGGGCCUGUUAGGAGUUGCACAGAUGUGCCUGAUUGGGCUCGAACUUCAGACGUGCUACCCAUUUUUGAUCUCGAACAUCGAAAAGCCGUCUUGUCCUAUCAGCGAAAGGAGAGUGCGUACAGCCAUAUUCGAGCGCCUGUACAAGAGGUCAUACAGUGGUAG